Messenger RNA from Trifolium pratense (red clover), 3117 nucleotides. RefSeq lists its product as uncharacterized. The transcript has 4 exons. NCBI's taxonomy places the organism in Eukaryota, Viridiplantae, Streptophyta, Magnoliopsida, Fabales, Fabaceae. The coding region runs from base 592 to 2859 and encodes 755 amino acids. Gene Ontology annotation, cellular component: piccolo histone acetyltransferase complex. Gene Ontology annotation, biological process: regulation of transcription by RNA polymerase II. The record is from RefSeq and is a predicted model, not a curated record.
AUCCGUUCCGUUGUAUGGUACAAAGGCUAAACCCGUCUUUCCACAAACCUUUAGCCGCUAAUUACGUGUCCCAACAAUAUCGACUCCCACUCUCCCUCUUCUUUCUGUCUUGGGAAACAAGAAAAACGGAACAAAGAACCCUCUUUGGAUUGCGCGCUCAAUACAUCUCAACCGUCCACCUUUUUAAUCCAACGCCUCUCCUCACUCUCACUCUCUCUCCUAUCUUUUCCUUUUCCCUCUUUCACAGCGGUUUUUUUAUUUAUCAUCAAAUAAUAAACCCUAGUUAGCCACAACACUCAAACACUAUUUAUCUCUCUCCGAUCUAACUCUUUCGUUCCGAUUUCUCUUUUUUUCUUUUCGUUUCAGAUUCGAUUUUAUAAUAAUCGUUUUCUCACUAUUUAUUGAUUAUUGAUUUCAUUUCUCCUUUUUUUUUUGGUAUUGAACGCGAUCGUCGUUCGGAGUAACGAUGGUUCUAGAUUCUAUGUGUAUGAGAAACUGAAAAGUUAAACCCGGUUCGAUUCCGGUUUUUUUAACUUAUUCGAGUUUUUUUUUGUUCUUCGACUGGACUUCUGAUAAAAGAACCGUACGGCAAUGCCGGCGGCAGGGAUGAGACGGUCCACUAGGGUUUUCGGAGUGGUUAUGAAGGGAUCCGACUCGGGUCGGGUUCUUAGGUCCGGCCGAAGGUUAUUUCCGGAACAAUCGGUCGACGAUGAUAAGACCAAGGGAGGAAACGAAGGAGAUGAUUGGCCGAAGCCGCAGUCACCAUCUAAGGAAAACACUAGACGCAACGCUGAUGUGGCGAUGGCGAAAACGACAGCUGCGGAAAAGGCGGCGAUACCGGCGAUGGGGCAGGUGGGAAGGGGUGGUGGAAUUGAUAGGAUGUAUGGUAUAGCGUAUAGUAGAAAACGGAGAAGGACUGGAGGUGAGAAGUGGUUGAAAUAUUCUAGAAGGAAAAGAGGAGUAAAGGUGGGUGAGAGUAGUGAGCCCUGUGUUUUUUCUGUUGUUGUGAAGCCCUGUGCUCGAAAAAAUGGUCGAUUUUCGUCUUUGUUGGUUUCGGUGUUGAGGUACAUGACGAGGUUUACAGUUACAUUACCUGAGGUUUUGGCCUUUUUUCUGUCUCAACCAAUUCAUGUUGCUUUUGCAUCACAGGGUGUACAGUUUCUGCAGGGUUCGCCUCCUGCUAAUACUGGAAUCUGCCAGUUUUUUGGGAUCACAGACUUCAUUCCAUUGUUCUCUGUUGACUUUUCUGCUGUUCCGGUUUAUUUUGAGUAUCUGCACUCAUCAAGGCAAUUAGAUUUUCUCUUUAGAUCGUUUUUUAUUGUACAUAAUCCAAUAACUGCACAUAGUGAUGACGAGGAUGACGAGAAAAUUGAUCUCCCAGAAUACAAGGACAGGUCGCAGAUUUCGUGUGAUACUGUUGAAAGAGAACCUUCUGAGAGUGGAACUGUUAUACCUGAUGUUAUUGAAUUCAGUGACAGUUUAUCCUUACCUUCCUCUGUCAAGGGUCCCAGGCUAGCUGGUGGUCGAAAUGGGCAGUUUAGAAGUGUUUUGAACUCUAGAUUCACUCAGAAGAGGAGGAGUUCACUUAGGAAAAGGAAAGCUCAUAGUCCUUUCACAAUGAAUUUACGUAGAUGUAAUGGACUAGUAGCUUCAGAUUUAAUGGGUGGUAGAAAACGCAAUAUCCACUUCUCUGCUAUGACCCCUACCAAGAGACAUAGAAGUUUACCCAAUGAGGAUAUCGCUAGAAGCUUGAAAGAAGCUAGUUCUUCCCUUGUGGAUUCAACAAAAAGUGUAGAUUCUUCUCUCUGUUCUGCAAACAUAUUGGUUAUAGAGUCAGACCGGUGUUACAGGCAAGAUGGGGCAAUUGUCACUUUGGAGAUGUCUGCUUCAAGAGAAUGGCUUCUCACUGUAAAGAGAGAUGGAUUGACAAGAUGCACUUUCAAGGCCGAAAAAGUGAUGCGACCUUGGUCUUCAAGCCGGUUCACCCAGGCUAUAAUGGUUUCAUUGGAUAAUGGUUGGAAGCUGGAGUUUGCCAAUCGCAACGAUUGGAUUAUUUUUAAAGACCUUUAUAAGCAGUGUUCUGAUAGAAAUAUCCCUGGUCCUGUUGCUAAAUCAAUUCCAGUGCCAGGAGUUCACGGGGUCUCUUCCUAUGCUGAAACUAAAAGUAACGAUUUUCCCUUUCAGAGACCAGCUACAUAUAUAUCUGUGCUUGGGGAUGAGAUAACUAGAGCAAUGGCAAGGAGAACUGCAAAUUAUGACAUGGACUCUGAAGAUGAGGAAUGGCUGAGCAAGCUCAAUAAUGAGUUUCAAGAGCAUCUUUCAGAGGAUAAUUUUGAGUUAAUCAUUGAUGCUUUUGAGAAGGUUUAUUAUUGUAAUCCAGACGAUUCCUUUGAUGUAAAAUCUGCGGCUAGCUGUUGCCAGGAUCUCGGCAGCAAGGAAGUUGUAGAAGCGGUAUACACCUAUUGGAUGAAUAAACGGAAGCAAAAACGUUCUUUGCUAAUUAGAGUUUUCCAGAAUCAUCAAUCAAAGAGGGCACUUGUUCCGAGACCUUUGCUGCAAAAGAAGAGGUCGUUUAAAAGACAACCAAGUCAGUUUGGUAGAGGCAAUCAACCAAGUGUGUUGAGAGCAAUUGUAGCUGAACAAGAUGCCUUGGAAGAGGAAGCAAUGCUUAGGGUUAAAGAAGCCAUAGCCUCAGCAAAUGCAUCGAUGGAAAUAGCCAUUCAAAAACGCAAAAGGGCUCAAAUUCUUGCUGAAAAUGCAGAUUUGGCAACCUACAAGGCAGCAAUGUUGAUUAAAAUAGCCGGAGCAGCCGCAGCUGCAGAAUCAGCAGAAAUUGGGGCAAACUACUUUUUUGAUUGAUGGUUAGAUCAAUUCUGUUUUGGAUGCAAAUUAUAACACCCACAUAUUUUACUCUACAGGAAUGGUCACAGUAGAUUUGCUGCUGUGUUUUUUCCCCUCUUAUAUACUGUAAACAGUGUACAGAUUUUUGUUUACAUAUGUACAAUUUGGAUGGAAAUCAUGACCUCACACUAAUCUUCGCUAGUACUAGAUUUUGUUGACUUCUUUCCCUUUUAAGAAAGAAUUGAAGAAAAAGAAAUACAGAAUUUUCAAGACUCA